Molecule: messenger RNA, 933 nt
Organism: Penicillium nucicola
Lineage: Eukaryota; Fungi; Ascomycota; Eurotiomycetes; Eurotiales; Aspergillaceae
Exons: 2
Coding region: 1-933 (310 amino acids)
Biological process (GO): secondary metabolite biosynthetic process
Source: RefSeq, a predicted model, not a curated record
AUGGUGUCAGACAAGGGAGGCUAUCGCCAAAUUAACAAAACUUUGGAUAUCUGCAUCUUUGCCGAUUAUCUUGAAGUCCAACAAAAGAGAAUGCCAAAGUUGUUAGAUGUGGAGCAAAUCAGUCCACGAGUAAUCCGUAUUCUGGGGAAGAAUCCCGGAAAGUUCACUCUUCAAGGAACGAACACGUAUAUCGUCGGCACUGGAGCAAAGCGUCUUAUCAUCGACACAGGACAGGGAAUCCCAGCCUGGGCAGAAUUGAUCGCAGAAGCAUCAGUCAUUCAAAACUUCUCACUAUCAAAAGUCCUUUUAACGCAUUGGCAUGGAGAUCAUACUGGCGGUAUUCCUGAUCUUAUUCAAAUCUACCCGCAUCUCGCUGGGUUUAUUUUCAAACACACGCCGAGCAAGUCCCAGCAACGUAUUAUGAACAACCAGAUAUUUACUGUUGAAGGCGCCACAUUGCGAGCCAUCCACACACCAGGACACUCUGACGACCACAUGUGUUUCAUUCUGGAAGAGGAUAAUGCUAUGUUUACUGGGGACAAUGUGCUUGGCCAGGGCACCACGGCGGUUGAGCACCUCGGUACCUGGAUGGAGACAUUACGGACCAUGCAGUCCUAUAGAUGCAUGAAGGGCUACCCGGCCCAUGGCAGUGUGAUAGUCAACCUCGAUUCUAAAAUUGCAGCAGAGUUAGGAGGAAAGUUGAGACGUGAGCGCCAGGUGCUACGAGCUUUGAAUAAUAUUCAAACUGGUUCUCGAGGUAGACGGUUAUCAACCAAAGAAGUGAUUAUAGCAGUUCAUGGGGAAAUCAGUGAUCAUCUUAUGGACAAGGCGUUGGAGCCUUUCGUGGAUGAAAUCCUCAGAAAGCUCGCUGAAGACGGCAUGGUUGGAUAUGAAUUGAGAGAAGGUGCGAAAAGAUGGUUUGCCGUCACUUGA